This is a messenger RNA of Xiphias gladius (swordfish), 1759 nucleotides long. It is a transcript of the gene tmed3, whose product is annotated as transmembrane p24 trafficking protein 3. Gene Ontology annotation, biological process: endoplasmic reticulum to Golgi vesicle-mediated transport; intracellular protein transport; Golgi organization. Bases 288 to 911 code for a protein of 207 amino acids. The record is from RefSeq and is a predicted model, not a curated record. The transcript has 3 exons. Lineage: Eukaryota; Metazoa; Chordata; Actinopteri; Istiophoriformes; Xiphiidae. Gene Ontology annotation, cellular component: Golgi apparatus; COPI vesicle coat; endoplasmic reticulum-Golgi intermediate compartment.
GGAAUGUGUCGCUUCGUCGCUUUAGCUGGUUUAAAAAUGGUCUGUCUUACAUUAAGAGGUUAUACUGGGUCUUGUAUGACGAAUUUUCAACGUUUGACAAAACCCCUAUGUAUUUUUUUGUUCGAUGGUGAUGGGGAUGGUGAUUAAAUAUUUUACCAAAAGAUAAACAAACCUGCACCGGAAGUGUUUUGUGCUCGUGCCACGUCAGGGCUAGAGAAGUGUUAGCAUCAGUGCUACAGCGAAGAGGAGUCUCUGCAGCUGUCUGCGCUUCCCCUGCAGCUUUCACCAUGCUGUACCUGGGGCUGAGCUGUUUACUGCUGCGUGUGUUUGUGGUGUUCGGGACUGAGCUCACGUUUGAGCUCCCCGACAACGACAAGCAGUGUUUCUACGAGCAACUAGAGAAAGACGUGAGGUUGGACGUAGACUUCCAAGUCAUUGCAGGCGGCAACUAUGAUGUGGACUGCUUUGUCACCGAUCCUCAGAACAAUAUCUUGUAUAAUGAGAAGAAGAAGCAGUACGACAGCUUCUCUCACACCACGGCUAUGGAGGGAGUCUACAAGGUCUGCUUUAGCAAUGAAUUCUCCUCUUUUACCCAUAAAACGGUGUAUCUGGAGUUCCGCCAUGGAGAGGAGGAACCUCUCAUGCCAAGCAUGACGAGAAGCACAGCGCUGACUCAGUUGGAGUCAUCUUGCGUCUCCAUUCAUGAGAUCCUGAAGGUGGUGGCUGACUCGCAGACAUGGUACAGGCUCAGAGAGGCACACGGCCGCGCGAAAGCAGAGUACCUCCUCGAGCGGGUGACCUACUGGUCCAUUGGAGAAACCGUCCUGCUGUUUGUCAUCGGUAUUGGUCAAGUCAUGUUGCUUAAGAGCUUCUUCUCUGAGAAAAAAGGCUCUGUAGCAGCCACCACUUAGAACUCGUAGUCUUGGAAACUCUCAUUUGUGAAUGCAGAAGUGCAUCUGCAGAUUAGCACACAUCCUGUUGUAUUUUCAGCAAAGCCUUUGUUUAAGGGAUAGGUCAAGGAGUUUUCCUAUUUCUGACUGCUUACCCAGUGCCCGACAAACUUGUGAAUGCCUUUUCCAUGUCCGUGUUGUUUUGUUCUUAACAAGCUGUGUUGAAAAGAAACGCCACUCAUAUUUGUCUUGAAAAUGAGAUUGACAUCUUUAAACCUUGCACACAUAAUUUAUUAUAUUUUUAUAGAAGUACAACAUAAAGCAGGUUUGGUUUGAUCUAUCUGUUAAUGACCAGGAUUGCCUUACAGUAGGACCGUCACAGAUUUUCAUCUUGAUACCCAGCAAUUACAGUGAAAGUUGGCACACUGCAGACCAAAGAAGUGUUGUUUGAUUCUGAAUGUUAGUUUUGAUUUAUUUUGUAAUUUUUUUUUAUUAUUACCUUAAUUUAUAUGCAUAAAAUCAUUGUUAUUGUUACAAGCUGUAAGAGGUCCGUCUCCCUCAUGUCCUAGUCUGUCUCACAGGAAGUGCCUUAAGAAAUAGUUUUGCUUUUUUCUUCAUUUCAUACCAAGUUGAAAGUUUACUGUUUUGAUUUGUCUGUUACGUGCCAUCCUGUUGUUACCGAAUGAGUAGAUUCUUAGUUUCCAUUCUUACGUGUUACAUUAAUAGACUUUGGAGAGUGACCAAUUGUUUUUGUUUUUUUCCCACCAAAAAAAGUUAUGUUUUCAGCCCUCAUGUGUUUAUUUGUCUGAUUGUUGUCUGUGGCGCCUGUCAACAGAUUUCAAUAAAGUUUGGUGGAAAGUCCUAAAUUU